Messenger RNA from Brassica rapa (field mustard), 2302 nucleotides. Its product is annotated as taxadien-5-alpha-ol O-acetyltransferase-like. NCBI's taxonomy places the organism in Eukaryota, Viridiplantae, Streptophyta, Magnoliopsida, Brassicales, Brassicaceae. The record is from RefSeq and is a predicted model, not a curated record.
ACAUCGCAGAGACCCACCUUAGAAAUAAAAAACAGAUCAUCAUAGAAAAAGUAUAAUGGGAUCACUGGUUCAUGUGAAAGAAGCCACAGUCAUUACUCCUUCCGACCAAACACCUUCUACUGUUCUGUCUCUCUCCGCCUUAGAUUCUCAGCUUUUCCUCCGCUUCACCAUCGAGUACCUCCUCGUUUACUCACCCGUUUCCGACCCGGUUUCUCUCUCGGGUCGUCUCAAGUCAGCGCUCUCUCGCGCUCUUGUUCCUUACUUCCCUUUCUCCGGUCGCGUCCGUGACGGCGGCGGCGGAAGUCUCGAAGUUAACUGCCGUGGCCAAGGCGCUCUCUUUCUCGAAGCUGUCACUGACAACCUCACGUGCCUUGACUUUCAGAAACCUCCCCGGCACGUGACUAGCUGGAGAAAGCUUCUCUCCCUCAACGUCAUUGACGUUCUCGCCGGCGCUCCGCCUCUCGUCGUCCAGCUCACUUGGCUCAGAGACGGCGCCGCCGCUUUAGCCGUCGGUGUUAACCACUGCGUCUCCGACGGGAUCGGAAGCGCAGAGUUUCUCACCUUGUUCGCCGAGCUGUCCAGAGACUCGCUGAGUCAGACCGAGUUGAAACGGAAACACUUAUGGGAUCGCCAUUUGCUCAACCCCUCUCCGGUUCGUGACUCGUUAAACCACCCCGAGUUCAACCGAGUUCCCGAUCUAUGCGGGUUCGUAAACCGGUUCAACGCCGAACGACUCGUUCCGACAACGGUAGUGUUCGAAAGACAGAGACUUACAGAGCUCAAGAAACUCGCGAGUCGACUCAGUGAGUCAAAUUCUAAUAAGCACACAUCGUUCGAGGUGCUCUCUGCGCAUGUGUGGCGGAGCUGGGCGCGAUCACUGAACCUGCCCGCGAGCCAAACCCUCAAGCUUUUGUUCAGCAUCAACGUUCGUGACCGAGUCAAACCGAGUCUACCUAGUGGGUUCUACGGGAACGCCUUCGUCGUCGGGUGCGCGCAAACCACCGUUAAAGAUUUGACGGAGAAAGGGUUGAGCCACGCGGCGAUGCUAGUGAAACAAGCGAAGGAGCGAGUCGGGGAUGAUCACGUCAGAUCGGUGGUGGAAGCCGUGAGCAAGGGGAGAGCGUGUCCUGACUCGGUCGGAGUGUUGAUACUGUCGCAGUGGUCGCGUCUCGGUUUAGAACGGCUUGAUUUCGGGUUUGGUAAACCGGUUCACGUGGGAUCGGUUUGCUGUGAUCGUUACUGUUUGUUACUUCCGGUUCCUGAACAGAGUGACGCCGUUAAGGUAAUGGUCGCCGUUCCGUCGAGCGCCGUUGACUCCUACGAGAAUCUUUUGUCGUGUCCUAACGCUUAAUAAUAUGAUAGAAAAGAUAAAUUCCAAUUUUUACUCUCUAUCCGUUACUUGUAUAAUAUUGAGUUUUGACUUGUAUAAUUCUUUGACUAUUCUUUAACUAAACUAGUCUCAACUGAAAAAUCAUAUGCUUCAUAAAUAAGCCCAUAAUAUCGGUGAAUAAUUCGAAUACCAAUCUUAACAGUGCAGUUAAACUUUUUUGGAUACUUUUUUUUUUUGAUAAUCAAAGCAUCCGGACUUCUCACUUAGUUCGACUAUCCCACCGUGUCUAACCGGAACUGGCGAAGAAGGUCCUAAAAACCAAACAGAAACUAUGUUAAAUCCGCUGUAGCCGGGACUCGAACUCGUGAUGGUAGACAUCUCAACCGAGGUUCCUCUAUCACCAAACUACGAGGCCCGGUUGUUCUCAACUCGUGAUGAACUCGAACUUUGUUACAUACUUGCAUCCUAUACCAAUUAGUUUUGUGACCUUACGCUGAAUCAAAAAGGGAAAAUGUUCUUUUUGCAAUCCGUGAUUUAGUGUUGAUGUUGUUGCAUUGGUCCCAAGAAGCGCGAUUGAUGCAGUAGUAUAUGUCGGCAAGCAAUAAGCACUAUUUGCUAUUAUUAUGUUUAAUACCAUUGCUAUAUCAUUCACCAAACUUGUAUAGUGUAAUUUGUUAUUGUAUAACUGUGUUUAAUACUCUACAAGUCACGAAUCAUAGGUUAAAAAGGGACUAGAUAAAUGAUCAUUGUGAAGUUUACCGGUCCAUUAGGAUGCUCAAUGAAGUAUACUACUCAUUCCGUUUCAUAAUAAAUGAGGUUUUAGAAGAUUUUUGUUGUUUCAAAAUAUAAGAUUUUUUGAUAUUUUUAUGUUAUUUUUAAUUUUAUUGGAAAUUGUGUAGUCAAUUAGAUAUUAUAGUCAUUUAUAUAAUUGAUUGAAUGAUUUUUAAAUUAUAUUUUUACAACUAUCUUUUA